Harpegnathos saltator (Jerdon's jumping ant) is the source of this 1532-nucleotide messenger RNA. It is a transcript of the gene Had1, whose product is annotated as beta Hydroxy acid dehydrogenase 1. The record is from RefSeq and is a predicted model, not a curated record. Gene Ontology annotation, biological process: fatty acid metabolic process. The transcript is spliced from 6 exons. NCBI's taxonomy places the organism in Eukaryota, Metazoa, Arthropoda, Insecta, Hymenoptera, Formicidae. The coding region runs from base 102 to 1055 and encodes 317 amino acids. Gene Ontology annotation, molecular function: NAD+ binding; L-gulonate 3-dehydrogenase activity.
CCACGUUUGUCAGUGUUACAUUCUACGGGUGUUACACAGCUCGUACACAUCACUUUCUCCGCAGACCUCCGCAGACCGGCCAAGCAUACAGCGGCAAUAUUAUGUCGACUAAAAAGGAAAAAAUUGGUAUCAUCGGCAGCGGCUUAAUCGGACGUAGCUGGUCGAUGCUAUUUGCUAGCGUUGGAUAUCAGGUGACCAUUUAUGAUAUUGACUCAAACCAAAUCACAAAAGCGCUAGACGACAUUAGUUCGCAAUUGAAACGUCUCGAGGAAAGUGGUGUUCGCAGGGGUACUUUGAAAGCGAGCGAACAAAUAAAAUUGAUAAAAGGAUCGAAUAAUUUGGUAGAUACCGUAAAGGGGGCGAUAUUUGUGCAAGAAUGCGUGCCGGAGAAUCUCCCGUUAAAGAUGAAAGUGUACGACGAACUCGAUAAAAUUGUCGACGAUAAAGUGAUCUUGUCUUCAUCGACGUCCACGUUUCGCCCGUCUCUCUUCAGCGAGAAGUUGAAGCACCGUGAUCAAAUUAUAGUUUCCCACCCUGUGAAUCCUCCUUACUACGUGCCUCUCGUCGAAGUAGUACCAGCCCCAUGGACGCGCGAUGAUGUUCGUGAGAAGACAAAGGCAAUCAUGACGGAAAUUGGACAAACACCAGUUCUUCUCAAUAAGGAGAUCGAUGGAUUCGCGCUCAACAGAAUACAGUACGCGAUCUUAAACGAAGCUUGGAGACUGGUGGCCGACGGAAUUCUAAGCGCAAAAGACAUUGACGCGGUAAUGAGCGAAGGUCUCGGAAUGCGUUACGCGUUUUUCGGUGCGUUUGAAGCCGCACACCUGAAUGCAGAAGGGAUGAAGAAAUAUUGUGAGACGUAUAACAAAUCGAUUUACGACGUGAGCAUGACUUUCGGGCCGGUUCCAAAGUUCGUCGGUGAAAUGGCGGAGAAAAUCAGCAACGAAUUGAACGAAAUGUGUCCACUUGACCAGCUACAGGAACGACGAGCGUGGCGAGACACCGCUUUGAUGAAGUUGUCUGCACUCAAGAAAGAGUUGAAUAGGGACAACUAGUGAAUAUACUUUUAUAUAAACUUGAUGCAAUUGUGAAGUGGUUAUCACUUAUUUAUAAAACAGACUUAUGUAACAAUAUAAAAUGAUUAGUUUUAAGUUUAUAUAUUUUGACUAUGUAAAUGAAACGAAAUCUUUACAGUUGUCAUGCGUCUCGACACAAUGUAUAUUACCGAACAUAAUCUAGGCUACGACUACAAAAGAUUAAACUCAAAUUACAUAUACAGCAAAAUAAAAUACGUUGCUACUUGGAAACAGAAUAUACUUGAUUCUAGAAGUUUGAAUGUACUUUUCAAUGCAGUCGGUGGUCCAACGAGAGAACUUAAUUUCUAAAAUCUAAUCAAGGACAAGUUCUCAUUGAAUCAUCAACUGUAUUUAGAACUAUAUAAAAAAGAAUGUGCAACUCAUGUUAAAACCAAGUAUGUUUUGAAGUUUUAUAACUUAACUUAAUCAUUUGCAGCAUUAUAUAAAAUAUUGAAA